AUGGCAAGACACCCGGGAGCGAUUUCUGAACGGACCUGGGCGUGUCGGACCAGUGAGCGGAGGCGGCGGCGCGGCGGCAGCGGCAGAAAGCGCAGCUGCUUUGCUGGAGUCCACGCCCCCUUCCCGCUCCGGUGACAGGCUCAGCGGAAAGUCAAGUUUGUGAUUUCGGUAGACCACAGAGCGGGACGACGGCGCUCUUGCCCGGUCGUUCGGGCCAGGUGACGAAGAAACAGUUUCCCGGUGAAGCAGCCCCUCGCCCCUAGUCAGCCCACACAGCCCUAAGGCCUAAAGAUGCUGAGAUCUGUAUGGAAUUUUCUGAAACGUCACAAAAAGAAAUGCAUCUUCCUGGGCACGGUCCUUGGAGGAGUAUAUAUUCUGGGGAAAUAUGGACAGAAGAAAAUCAGAGAAAUACAGGAAAGGGAGGCUGCGGAAUACAUUGCCCAAGCACGACGACAGUAUCAUUUUGAAAGUAACCAGAGGACUUGCAAUAUGACAGUGCUUUCCAUGCUUCCAACAUUGAGAGAGGCCUUAAUGCAGCAACUGAAUUCCGAGAGCCUCACAGCUCUGCUAAAAAACAGGCCUUCAAACAAGCUGGAAAUAUGGGAGGAUCUGAAGAUAAUAAGUUUCACAAGAAGUAUCGUGGCUGUAUACAGUACCUGUAUGCUGGUUGUUCUUUUGCGAGUCCAAUUAAACAUAAUUGGUGGAUACAUUUACCUGGAUAAUGCAGCAGUUGGCAAAAAUGGCACUACAAUUCUUGCUCCCCCAGAUGUCCAACAGCAAUAUUUAUCAAGUAUUCAACACCUUCUUGGAGAUGGCCUGACAGAAUUGAUCACUGUCAUUAAACAAGCUGUGCAGAAGAUUUUAGGAUGUGUUUCUCUUAAACAUUCUUUGUCCCUUUUGGACUUGGAGCAAAAACUAAAAGAAAUCAGAAAUCUCGUUGAACAGCAUAAGUCUUCUUCUUGGAUUAAUAAAGAUGGAUCCAAAUCUUUAUUAUGCCAUUAUAUGAUGCCAGAUGAAGAAACUCCAUUAGCAGUGCAGGCCUGUGGACUUUCUCCUCGAGACAUUACCACUAUUAAACUUCUCAAUGAAACUAGAGACAUGUUGGAAAGCCCAGAUUUUAGUACAGUUUUGAAUACUUGUUUAAACCGAGGUUUUAGUAGACUUCUAGACAAUAUGGCUGAGUUCUUUCGACCUACUGAACAGGACCUGCAACAUGGUAACUCUAUGAAUAGUCUUUCCAGUGUCAGCCUGCCUUUAGCUAAGAUAAUUCCGAUAGUAAACGGACAGAUCCAUUCAGUUUGCAGUGAAACACCUAGUCAUUUUGUUCAGGAUCUGUUGACAAUGGAGCAAGUGAAAGACUUUGCUGCUAAUGUGUACGAAGCUUUUAGUACCCCUCUGCAACUGGAGAAAUGAUUUUUCCUUCAAGAAAAACUACAGUGCGAUUCAUUUACUUUUUAAAAAACACUGGGUAAAUCACCUAUACCUAGAGUAACAAUUUGUUUUAAAAUGCCUGAUAAAAAUAUAUUCUUAAUAAAAGUCUUCAUUUCAUAAUGAAAUCAA
Cebus imitator (Panamanian white-faced capuchin) is the source of this 1560-nucleotide messenger RNA. It is a transcript of the gene PEX3, whose product is annotated as peroxisomal biogenesis factor 3. Gene Ontology annotation, biological process: protein import into peroxisome membrane. Bases 292 to 1413 code for a protein of 373 amino acids. Gene Ontology annotation, molecular function: protein-macromolecule adaptor activity. The record is from RefSeq and is a predicted model, not a curated record. Gene Ontology annotation, cellular component: peroxisomal membrane. Lineage: Eukaryota; Metazoa; Chordata; Mammalia; Primates; Cebidae. The transcript is spliced from 12 exons.